Messenger RNA from Patiria miniata (bat star), 3511 nucleotides. RefSeq lists its product as uncharacterized. The record is from RefSeq and is a predicted model, not a curated record. The transcript is spliced from 4 exons. Bases 259 to 1857 code for a protein of 532 amino acids. NCBI's taxonomy places the organism in Eukaryota, Metazoa, Echinodermata, Asteroidea, Valvatida, Asterinidae.
UGGCAUACCCGAUGCUGUGAACGGAAACCCGCCAUGGUGAUUGCGGCAUUACUCAACAGUGAGUUGGGCGUGUGGGAAUACAGCAGGAAUCGCCCUACUUUCGACAUGGGGCAAGAAAUGUCCCCGAUCGAAAACAAGUGUAAAUCCACCUGUUACGAUCUAAUUAAUUGAAAUCGCACGCCGAGAGACUAAGAGCAUAUCUGAGCAUCUUGUUCGUAGAUUUUCGACGGGAGGAGAGGAAAGAGAAGGCAGGUGAUCAUGGCUAGUCUUGGUUCGUCAUCCACGCGAAUGUUGCAUGCUGGUGGGAUUUACACUGUGAUUUGCGUUGGGUUUGCUGUACUCAUGAUGACAGGGGGUGCAAUGGCACAGUGUAAUGCGUCACAGUGUGCCAUCAUCAGCAAUACAAUCCGCUUCACCGUCGACAUCGACAGCAUCAUGACCGACACAUGCUUUGAUGAUGGUACAACUAUCACUAUCUCAUGCAAUCGAGGUUAUCAAGCGAUGGUCAAAGAGUACAACACCACAUGCGAUGGCGACACUGGAGAAUUUGAAGACGAGGGAUCCUGUGAACUCGAUAUGCUGACGUUGAUCAUUGCAAUCGUUCUGAUGUUGGUCAUCCUCUUUGUCUUUAUCCUCCUCAUUUUCCUUGUACGGAAGAGGUAUACCAAGAAGAAAAUGAAAGCUAUGUACGACACUUCACGGGACAUAUCAGAGAUAAUCGACGGGCACAAUGAAGAAGGGGGCGUGACCAACAUUGCUAUGGGCACCAUGCCUCCAAGUCCAAGAAUUUUAAUCCCCAUAGAGGACCCAUACGACAUGCACAAUGAGGUGGGGACCCAGACCACGGUUGAGGUUCAUUACGCCAACUCGUCGGCUGCUUUGAAAAAUGAGGCUCAGUCAGCUGCGAUGGGGAACGGGGAUAUCAAGUAUGCUAACGCAUCAGCUAUGGAGGAUUCAGGAGACACGAUUGAUGGGUAUGGUACCAUCAACGAGAAUGGGAUGUUACCGAGCGACCCCCAAGCAGGGAACAGUACGGAAAAACUCAUUGAUGCAGAGCGUGACGAACCCGAUGGACAGGAUUCCGCGAUAGUCCCGUACGCAAGCAUCGGCGACUGGCCACUCAAUCGGGCACGAAGGGGGCCUUCCGACGCGUCCCUCGGUGGCAGCGCUAGAGUCCGCCCGGUAACCGCUCCCCCCGUCUUUUCGGACAAGUCAGCUUCCGUCCGGGCGUCCGGUUCCACGGAUGGUAUACCGGUAGAGGCCGUGUAUGCCAAGAUCAACAAGGUGAAGCGAGCUUCGGAACGGUGGCCACCAGGCGGCAAGGACCCAACCAGGCCGCGAGGCAGACAGGCUGAUCUGGGCGACUUACUGAACCACAUCGACAAGCCAAGUCAGAGUUGGUCCCCGCAGAGCGAGGACUCACCAACUCGACCCGAGGAAGAAUCCAAGCCAGUAGAGGGCCUGUACGCAGAAGUUCCAGAAAACUUUGCCAGCAGUUCCGUCAAAGUGAAUCCCCCUCCACCAGCCCCCAAACCCGCCCGUGACCGCAGCAAAGCUUCGGGCAGCAGACCAAUCAAGCGCUACGCUCCACCGUCCCGGUCGCAGACUGUGGCCGGAGACAGCGAAACCGCCGUCAUGUACACCGAAGUGGACAAAUCACGCCCCGCCUCCACUCCAAAUCUCAUCCGCAGCAACUUCGCCCCACCCUCCCCUCCCCCAAUCGACGGGACGGACGGUCUGUACGCGCAGAUUGACCGCGACAGGAAGUCUAGCACGGAUGCAAUACAGGGUGACCGUGAUUCGCCUAACAAUUCCGAUGAAGGAUUUGUGGACCAUGGUAUCACCACCAAACUUUAGAACCCUCGGUGGCUACCGAACUAAGUGUACUCAUCGGAUGUUUAAAAAAAAAAAACCCUCACCAAAAAAGGUUCUCCGACUCGAUUAUGAUAUCUUUAUCUAAAAUAUUAUAAACAUUGUACUCAGAUAAUUUUAAAAUCGUCUUCGGCUUCUCCAGACUGUACAAUGAGGACCAACUAUUAACGUUUACACAGUAAUAUCCAUUAUAAGAAUACAGUGUAUGAUACACAUUAAUAUUCGGAUGUUUCCUUUAGGUUACGGUUAAUUGCCAAACACUUAUUACCGGCCAAAAACACUAGAACUCAUAUCAUGUAUACUUUUACAAACUCGUAUGCUCAAUUUGCUCAUACAAUCAUUUUUUUAAAAUUAUGCAUGUACAGUGAAUAGGCCGACAUAAUGAACAUUUGCACCUGUUACUAUUCACACAUGACGGGUUUUGGGGCCCACUUUCUGGAUAUUUUCCAAGAACACGCCGCCGCCGCUGGUGCGCAACAAUUUAACAACAAAUCACAUCAGCAAAAUUAAUGUGCAUACCACUAAAAGCGAAACCAUGUAAAACAAAAUACAAAUGCAUUACAUGUUUAAGGCUGUUAAUGUGUGAUUCUUUGGGAGAUUUUCGCUUUUUAGAGUAAAAUCAAAAUGUAUUAUAUCUGUAAGGAAUUUGACAUGUACGUAAUGACGUCAUCUCAUGGGAUAGAAUGUAAUUAAAUAAUUGUACAUAAAUGCAUUGGAUCAGAACAUUGGUAAACCGACAACUUCAGAAUUGAACAUUAAAUUUUAUGUAUACAUGUAUAUAUAUAUUGCUCUUGCUAUAAAUAUACUGGAAGGUGCCUUUCAAGAAAGAAAAUAUGUACAAGUACAAAGGUUUUUAUUCAAUUAAUUGGCCACUGUCAGCUCUGUGUUAAAUGACGAAUAAUAACUGUGUUUACUAUGCAAUAAUAUUGUAAAUAUUUUAAUAGUUUAAACGAAGAAAACUUUCUAGGAUGAGAACAUAUGUGAUUUGUUUUUUGUUUUUUUUACAUGCAUUGCGAUUUUAAAAAGUAUAAUCUUUUAUGUUCGUUACAUGUACAGUCAUAACAACAAUUAUGUUAUCUAUUUUUAUCUAUACGGAACACAUACUGUCACUCCAUGGGCUGUGUCUUCGAAUGUACAGACGUUUGGGCCUGGUUUAUAGGGUACUAAGACGGAAGUCGAACCGCUGGACGGCAAAAAAAAACGCUCAUUCGUAUUGGUUGCCGUUAACGAUGGGCAAUAUCGUACAUCUUGUUUUGACAAGAUAAAAAUUCCACAACGUAAAAAGAUGGUGCUUCUUCCAUCAAUUCACCAUCUUCAUUUUACCAAAUACAGAAACAUACUCUUUUAAGGUUCUGUAAUUAACCAUCAUUAUAUCGUCAGUCGAGUUGUUCAAACGGUGUUUGUUGUCCGUAUAUAUUCGUUUAUAUUUUGUAUCAUAGUAAUCUAACGUAAUAUUUUUUAUUAGGGAACACGCAGAGCUUAUAUGCAGCAAUCAUAAUUGGAUUUAAUUUCAAAGUGAAAGGGAGCUCAACCUACGUAUUCCUUUUAAGAUUUUUAAAGAAAUAUAUAAUUACAUGUAUUCAGUGCAUUGCAGUCAAUAAAUUAAUGUAAACAUGAAACGAAUGGUUACUGAAGUUCA